Cuculus canorus (common cuckoo) is the source of this 4911-nucleotide messenger RNA. It is a transcript of the gene TLE3, whose product is annotated as TLE family member 3, transcriptional corepressor. The record is from RefSeq and is a predicted model, not a curated record. The coding region runs from base 396 to 2735 and encodes 779 amino acids. The transcript is spliced from 21 exons. NCBI's taxonomy places the organism in Eukaryota, Metazoa, Chordata, Aves, Cuculiformes, Cuculidae. Gene Ontology annotation, molecular function: transcription corepressor activity; protein binding. Gene Ontology annotation, cellular component: transcription regulator complex; nucleus. Gene Ontology annotation, biological process: regulation of DNA-templated transcription; negative regulation of canonical Wnt signaling pathway.
CCUCCCCGCCGCCCCGUUUCGCCCGGGCGCUCCGGCGGCGGCGGCGGCGGCGCGGGGACCGGACCGCGUGCUCAGCGCUGCCUCGUUCCGCGCCCGCCGAGGCUCCACCGGGAGCGGCUGCUCGGCUCCGCGACCCCUCCAGGACCCUUCUUCCCCCGGGAGCAGCACCAUGGCUUGUGGAGUUACGGCGCUACCGGCUGCGCGGAGCUGAACGGCGGCGGGAGGGGGGGGAGCCGCGGCGGAGACACCGCUUCGCAUGUCCGCGGCGCCCGGGAAGUCGGAUGUUUCUCGGUCUCUCCCGGAGCGCUCCGUGGCCAACGGGCAGCAGCGCACGUCGCGAUCGCCGUAGCUUGGCACGGCGCGGCUGGCUCCUGUGACCGCGCCCCAGCCCUGCCAUGUACCCCCAGGGCCGGCACCCGGCUCCCCACCAGCCGGGCCAGCCGGGCUUCAAAUUCACUGUAGCCGAAUCCUGUGACCGGAUCAAGGACGAGUUCCAGUUCCUGCAGGCCCAGUACCACAGCCUGAAAGUGGAGUAUGAUAAACUGGCGAACGAGAAGACAGAAAUGCAGCGCCAUUACGUUAUGUACUAUGAAAUGUCGUAUGGUUUGAAUAUUGAAAUGCACAAACAGACAGAAAUUGCUAAAAGACUGAAUACGAUUUUAGCCCAGAUCAUGCCUUUUCUGUCACAAGAGCACCAACAGCAAGUGGCACAGGCUGUUGAGCGUGCCAAGCAAGUGACAAUGACGGAGUUGAAUGCUAUCAUCGGGGUACGUGGACUUCCCAAUCUGCCUCUCACCCAGCAGCAGCUCCAGGCGCAGCACCUCUCGCACGCCGCCCAUGGGCCCCCGGUCCAGCUGCCACCGCACCCCUCAGGGCUCCAGCCGCCGGGCAUCCCGCCGGUCACUGGCAGCAGCUCGGGGCUGCUGGCGCUUGGCGCCCUGGGCAGCCAGGCCCACCUCGCUGUCAAGGAUGAGAAAAACCAUCACGACUUGGACCACAGAGAGCGAGACUCAAGUGCAAACAAUUCCGUUUCACCCUCGGAAAGCCUGCGAGCCAGUGAGAAACACCGGAGCUCCACAGACUACAGCAUCGACUCCAAGAAACGGAAAGCAGAGGAGAAGGACAGCAUGAGCCGAUAUGACAGCGAUGGUGACAAGAGCGAUGACCUGGUGGUUGAUGUCUCCAAUGAGGACCCUGCCACCCCCCGGGUCAGCCCAGCCCAUUCGCCCCCAGAGAACGGCAUAGACAAAGCCCGCGGGCUGAAGAAGGGGGAUGCACCAAACAGCCCAGCCUCGGUCGCCUCCUCCAGCAGCACUCCCUCUUCCAAGACUAAAGACUUGGGCCACAAUGACAAAUCGUCGACGCCUGGGCUCAAGUCAAACACUCCAACACCGAGGAAUGAUGCUCCGACCCCGGGGACGAGUAGCACCCCGGGGCUGCGGCCGAUGCCUGGCAAGCCGACUGGCAUGGACCCUCUGGCCUCAGCCCUGCGGACGCCCAUCUCCAUCGCAGGCUCCUACGCGGCUCCCUUCGCGAUGAUGGGGCACCACGAGAUGAACGGCUCGCUCACCAGCCCUGGCGCCUAUGCGGGGCUCCACAACAUCCCCCCGCAGAUGAGCGCCGCGGCCGCUGCCGCCGCUGCCUAUGGCCGGUCGCCAAUGGUGAGCUUUGGAGCUGUUGGUUUUGAUCCGCAUCCGCCCAUGAGGGCUCCUGGCCUGCCCUCAAGCCUGGCAUCCAUCCCUGGAGGGAAACCAGCCUACUCCUUCCACGUGAGCGCCGAUGGGCAGAUGCAGCCAGUCCCGUUCCCCCACGAUGCCCUGGCGGGGCCUGGCAUCCCACGGCACGCCCGGCAGAUCAACACACUGAGCCAUGGAGAGGUAGUAUGCGCUGUCACCAUCAGCAACCCCACCAGGCACGUCUACACCGGGGGCAAGGGCUGUGUGAAGAUCUGGGACAUCAGCCAGCCGGGCAGCAAGAGCCCCAUCUCCCAGCUGGACUGCCUGAACAGAGAUAACUACAUCCGCUCCUGCAAACUCCUCCCUGACGGCCGCACGCUGAUUGUGGGAGGGGAGGCGAGCACGCUUACCAUCUGGGACCUGGCAUCCCCUACACCCCGCAUCAAGGCUGAGCUGACCUCCUCCGCCCCUGCCUGCUACGCCCUGGCCAUCAGCCCCGACGCCAAAGUCUGCUUCUCUUGCUGCAGCGACGGCAACAUCGCCGUCUGGGACCUGCACAACCAGACACUCGUCAGGCAAUUCCAAGGCCACACGGAUGGUGCCAGCUGCAUAGAUAUCUCACACGAUGGUACGAAGUUGUGGACGGGGGGGCUGGACAACACAGUGCGCUCCUGGGACCUGCGGGAAGGGAGGCAGCUCCAGCAGCACGACUUCACCUCCCAGAUCUUCUCACUGGGGUACUGCCCAACGGGCGAAUGGCUGGCAGUGGGCAUGGAGAGCAGUAACGUGGAAGUGCUGCACCACACGAAGCCGGACAAGUACCAGCUGCACCUCCACGAGAGCUGCGUCCUCUCCCUCAAGUUUGCCUACUGCGGUAAAUGGUUUGUGAGUACUGGAAAAGACAACCUGCUCAAUGCCUGGAGGACGCCCUAUGGAGCAAGCAUCUUCCAGUCCAAGGAAUCCUCGUCCGUCUUAAGUUGUGACAUUUCAGCAGAUGACAAGUACAUAGUCACAGGCUCUGGGGACAAGAAGGCCACAGUCUACGAGGUCAUCUACUAACGGUGGAUUCGAUCACAGGGCUGGCAGCUCCCAGCCCUGGUGGUGACAGGACUCGAGCGGCCAGGAGCUCGGGGGGGGCUGCGCGGGGCAGCCCCUGCCGCUCAGCCACGGACCGGCACGCUCCGACGGGGCUCUGCCUCGAGGCGUUCCAUACACAUGGAUUUAUUUGGAGGUCUGCAAAUAAUGGCACACAUCAAAGCCCUAAACGGAUUUUUUUUGUUUGGUUUUAGGGUUUUUUUGGGUUUAAUUUUGAAUUUUUUUGGUUGUUUCCUGGUUCUCUCCGUCUGCGCUUUGGUGGCACUAUCAAGGACUUGAUUUUUUUUAUCGUGACUUUUUGGUUUUUUUUGGUGCAUCCUGCAUAAGAACUUGUGAAAAAUGUAAAUACCGGACUAGUAAAUAGCGUUGGAAGGGUGGGGGACCCCUCCUGGUACACUAGUUGUGUAUUUUUCGUCUGCUGUAAUUGUAUUCCACUGAUGGUUUUGGUGGUGGCAAUCUUAUUUUUGGUUUUUUCUUUACCCCCCCCUUCCCAAAAAGCGUCUGUUUGGACGCGACUUUGCCUUGCGGCGCCUAACGAGGCUGAGCAAAGAUGUCCACUGGUGAAAGUUGUUCCUCCUGUCGUAGCCGUGCGUUGUUCGGUGUGUUCGUGAUGGUGGGACGCUGCUGGGACUCCUCAGCUGCUGACGGGACAUCAGCAACACAAUCACCUUUUUUUAUAUAUGGAUUUCUUUCUUUUUUUUGUGCUCGUACGUUUGAAGAAAAAGGGGAAGCCCACGCUGCGGGGAUUGUCUGCGCAAGCCCUUCUUGGUCUUCGGACAGAAGCAAUGAGGAGUGAUUUCAAAGAAAGCAUAGUAAAAAUUCAGCUCAGGGAGCCACGAAAGAUAAUAGCAACUUAUGUGUUUUGUAUUCAAAUGAAAGUAAAGAAAUUAGAAUUGAUAACCUUUAAAAUACAAGUUUUUUUAAAAGCAAAGUUUACUAACAAGUAGGGUUUGUGUGCGGUGGGGGGGAAGGGGCUGGCGGUGGUAGAGGGUCCUGUGGGCUGUGUGGUCUUGGUGUCUUCUAGUAUCUCAGUCCCGAUGAAGCGAAUCCCCUCCCCACACAGGCCGGCGUUUCAGCCUUUUGUACUAAAGGGUUAAAAAAGAGUUAAAAAAAAAAAGACAUAAUGGGAAAAUAAAAGUAUUUGUGUAGCAGAAGCGCUCGCCCUGUAUUGUAGCAUACGGAAGAGGAUUUUUAUACUGCAUUUUUAUGGAUUAUUUUUUAAGUUUUUGGUUUUAAGCUGGUUAAAAAAAAAGGAUGAGGGUUAGGGUUCAGGUGAGACCCACCUGCUUUCAUAUGGAGAGGAGGAUGAUGCAGAGGUGGUUGGUUUGUCCCACCGAGCAGCCAUGUGAUGUUGAAGGAGAUCUUACGGGAAAUUAUGUGUUGUCCCAUCAGAAAUAAGAGGUUUUUUGAGAUUUUCACCCUUUGCUUGUCAAAAGAGAAAGAAGGGGAAUGUCCCAGGCAAGCGGUGUCCGCCCCGUGUGGCUCAUUAGUGCUCACUGUGUACUGGGAGGAGAUGGGAUCGAUCUUGCACACUAAUUACCCAACGAAGGGAAAAGCAAGCUCGUUAAACUUGCAUUUAGUAGUUCUAAGGGUGGUUUGGCUUAGAAAAAUGGCUCUGGAUGAGCCUCUGGUAUCAGGGGACCUGUGCUGGCGCCUGCUGAGGGAUUUGGCGAUGCCUGAUCUAUAUUUUGGGGUUCAGCAAUGCCCAGUCUGUGUUUUGGGUUCAUAUUUGGUCCCCAUGGCCGGCACAGACCUCUGCUCUGCUCAUUCCCCUGCACCCCCAGACCCAGGUGCAGCAUCUGACCCCGCAGCACUUGGAGCAUCUUUGCGUUGAUGAGGGGGUUUUGGAAGGGACUGGGGGCUUUGAACUGACCCUAUGGCAAACUCCCCUGGUGGUAAGGCCACCGCCAACUUGUGCAUCACUGGUUUGCAAGUUGGUGCUUCAUUUUCCUCCAAAUUAAAAAGGGAGAAAAAAAUUAAAGGAACUGCAUGUGCCGGAGCUGGCGGAGGGUAAUGGAGUCAGACUUCUCAACUUUACACCAAAGUAUGUAGCAGAACAUGUACAGCUGUUAAUAACUGCAACUGGUUUUUGUAAAAAAAAGGGAGAGAAAAAAAGGCAAAAAAAAAAAAAAGGAAAAAG